AUGGCCUUCCCGCCGCUGGCCACCGGACAGGACUCGCCGCCUCUGGGAUGUGGCUGUACUGCUGUGACGGGAGCAGAGCAGAGCUGGGGAGGGAGAGAGAGAGACACCGCCGCCGCCGCCUCCUCAGCUCGCCGGCUCCGCCCCCACAGCGCCGCCCGGCCGCCGCGUCCGCCGCCGCAGCUGCACCGCACCUCACCUCGCCGCCAGGGCCUCCCCGUCCAGCCCACUGCCGCCUCCCUCGCCCUCACCUCGCCGCCAGCGCGCGCCGCCGCCUCCCCGUCCUCCCUCGCCGCCGCCUCCCCGCCCCCCUCGCCGCGCGCGCCCCGCGGGCUCGCCGCGCCCCGCGGGGGCUCCCCGUCCUCCCUCGUCGCCGCCUCCCCGACCCCCCCUCGCCGCGCGCGCCCCGCGGGCUCGCCGGCCUCCCUCGCAGCCGCCUCCCCGACCCCCCUCGCCGCGCGCGCCCUGCUCCCUCCCUCCCACCCCCCUCGCCGCGCGCGCCCUGCUCCCUCCCUCCCUGACCUCGCCCUUAUCCCUGCGGCCGCGCACGCCCUGCCGCGCUGGCCUCGUCCGCUGCCCUCACCGCCGGCCGUGUCCGCUGCGCGCCCUCGCCGCCCGCCUAGUGCGCGCCCGCGCCGCUGGCCUCGUCCGCUGCCCGAUCCGCCGGCCGUGUCCUCGUCCGCUGGCCUCGUCCGCUCCGAGCAGGAAGAGGAUUGGACAAGUUAUGGAUACUUCUACGUAUAG
Sorghum bicolor (sorghum) is the source of this 741-nucleotide messenger RNA. RefSeq names its product vegetative cell wall protein gp1-like. The record is from RefSeq and is a predicted model, not a curated record. The transcript has 3 exons. Lineage: Eukaryota; Viridiplantae; Streptophyta; Magnoliopsida; Poales; Poaceae. Bases 1 to 741 code for a protein of 246 amino acids.